Molecule: messenger RNA, 446 nt
Organism: Protobothrops mucrosquamatus (brown spotted pit viper)
Lineage: Eukaryota; Metazoa; Chordata; Lepidosauria; Squamata; Viperidae
Product: calcium/calmodulin-dependent protein kinase type IV
Exons: 4
Biological process (GO): protein phosphorylation
Molecular function (GO): calmodulin binding; ATP binding; calcium/calmodulin-dependent protein kinase activity
Source: RefSeq, a predicted model, not a curated record
AUGCUCAAAGUCACCAUGCCCUCCUCCGCGUCUUCGUCGCCUCCUUCUGCCUCGGCGACCCCCAGCGCCACCGGCACGCUCGCCUCUGCCCCUACCUCGGGCCGGGUCGGAGGUGCUGCCACCGGCGCCGCUGCCGCCUCCGCUAGCCCGGAUUUCUGGAUCGACGGCUCCAAUAGGGACACCCUGACGGAUUAUUACGACCUGGAGUCAGAGCUGGGACGGGGUGCUACAUCUAUUGUCUACAGGUGCAGGCAGAAAGGAACUCAAAAGCCUUUUGCUGUCAAAAUCUUGAAGAAAACUGUAGAUAAGAAGAUUGUCCGAACAGAAAUAGGUGUUCUUCUUCGACUUUCACAUCCAAAUAUUAUAAAAUUGAAGGAGAUAUAUGAAACCCCCACAGAAAUCAGCCUUGUCUUAGAACUGGUAACAGGAGGAGAGCUGUUUGACAG